Messenger RNA from Pangasianodon hypophthalmus (striped catfish), 3167 nucleotides. RefSeq names its product general transcription factor IIA, 1 (gene gtf2a1). Bases 287 to 1432 code for a protein of 381 amino acids. NCBI's taxonomy places the organism in Eukaryota, Metazoa, Chordata, Actinopteri, Siluriformes, Pangasiidae. The record is from RefSeq and is a predicted model, not a curated record. Gene Ontology annotation, cellular component: transcription factor TFIIA complex. The transcript has 10 exons. Gene Ontology annotation, biological process: transcription initiation at RNA polymerase II promoter; transcription by RNA polymerase II.
GCCCGCUUACUGCCCGUGCCCUAUGGUCUCGCGCAUCCUCAGGUCGGUAUAUAAAGGCGGAACGGCGACGGGAGCAGGACGGCUGGGACCGAGCAGCCCCGGGACUGAGAUAUAAUUAUAUAGAUCGUAAAACAGCUGGGUGCUUUAUUUAUUAAUUAUUUUUUUUUGUCUCCGAACAUAUGUUGACUACUUUUAAAUAUUUUAGCUGUUUUUGAAGUUCUUAAACUGGUUGAUUUUCCUCGGUAGUUGUUGUGUGUUGUUUUUUUUUAACACUACGGUAGUUAAAAUGGCGAGCUCGGCCAACUCGAACCCAGUGCCUAGACUGUAUAAGACUGUGAUGGAGGAUGUGAUUAAUGAAGUUCGCGAGCUGUUCCUGGACGAAGGCGUGGACGAGCAGGUUCUCAUGGAGCUCAAAACGCUGUGGGAGAGUAAGCUGAUGCAGUCGAAGGCCGUGGACGGUUUCCACACGGAGGAGCAGCAGGUUCUUCAGGCUCCACAGACGCAGGUUCCACAGGUCCAGCAGACCCAACAGACGACGCAACCGCAGCAAGUUCUCCUUCCUCCAGCACAGCAAGCCCCACAGCAGCAGGUGAUCAUACAGGACCCCAAAAUCCUGCAGCACAUGAGCGCUACAGGCAUGAGUGCAGCUGCCACUGCAGCGACUUUGGCUUUGCCCCACGGAGUUACGGGAGUAGGACCCUACCAACAGCUCAUCACUAAUCAAGGUCAGAUCCUGCAGGUGGUGAGAGCUGCUAAUGGAGCUCAGUACAUCAUUCAGCCUCAGCAGCCCAUCAUGGUGCAGCAGCAGGUCCUGCCUCAGAUACAGGCCAGUGCAGGAGUGCAGGCUCCGGUUAUACAGCAGAUGCUGACCCCACUGCAGGGUGGUCUUCCUCAGCAGACCGGUGUGAUCAUUCAGCCUCAGCAGAUCGUCCUCACGCAAAAUAAAGUGCAGCAGAACGCUCAGGUGAUGCAGGCAGCCAUGGCUCAAGGACAGACUCAAACACAAACACAACCCCAAACACACACACAAACUCCACAGCAACCACAAACGGCACAACAACAAGCGCAGCCUCAGCAGCAGCAGCAGCAGCAGGCACAAGCUCCGCUGAUGCUCCAGGUGGACGGCGCCGGAGACACGUCAUCGGAGGAGGACGAGGACGAGGAGGACGAAUACGACGAGGAUGAAGACGAGGACAAGGACAAAGACGGAGGCGAGGACGGCCAAGUGGAGGAGGAGCCUCUGAACAGCGGCGAUGACGUAAGCGACGAGGAGGAUCAGGAGCUGUUCGACACCGAGAAUGUCGUCGUGUGUCAGUAUGAUAAGAUCCACAGAAGUAAGAACAAAUGGAAAUUCCACCUGAAAGACGGGAUCAUGAACCUGAACGGACGCGAUUACGUUUUUUCCAAAGCCAUCGGAGACGCAGAGUGGUAAACACGCGCACACACACACGAUAGACUCCAGAGUGAGAGCGAGAGACGCGUCAGAUUUCUACAGGAGGACGGGACUGUUUCAGCAUCAGGAGAAAACGCACAUGGUGUGGGAUGAAGAAGGACGUCCUGAUACUGUACCAAAAAAAAAAAAAACAAAACAAAAAAAUCAUCUGUACAUUUCUAGCGUGUUUAGUCAGUGGAUCUACGACGACUGCCAUUUUUUUUGGCUCCUUCAUCCUCGGAUGGACGUCUUUAACUCGAUAUAAUAAACUUUUUAACGCCCAGCUCGAACAAAACAAAACGAUCAAGUAGAGGCUUCGUGAGCGGAUAUCGUAGUGCCUCGAAUUAGCUGUGAAGUAGGCAUGUGCCGAUGUUUGUGUGUUUAUCGUGAUAAAACCUUCGAUAUCGUCACCAUGUCUGUUCUCGACUGGCUUCCUGGGACGAACGUAAUGCUGCCUUCAGAUUCGUUCCUUGAUAGCUGUCCUUUUAUUCUGUCUUCUCUCACACGCCCCCCCCCUCGAAAAAAACCCCCAAAAAACAUCGGAACAGCGUGCUGACGAUAUUGUACGUGUUGAAUAUCGCAAUAUUCUUCGUAAGCGAUUAACGGCACGUGCCUGCUGCGACGUCUUCGGACCCUCAGCGUUCGUACGUUUAGAUUAGCGUGUCGGUUUGUUGCGUCGUUAGUUCUGCGAAUAAAAAUGUCAGAUUUCUGUGCUUAGCAAGUCCUGUGAGAUGUUGGACACGCACAUGCACACACGCGCACACACACACACACACGCACACACGCACACACACACACACACGUACGUUUGUUCCCUUUUUAUAUUUUGAGACGGAUCUCGUUUUUUUUUUGUUGUUGUUUUUUUUCCCCCAAGCAUUGCAAAGAAGGAACACUAAAACAAAAUAUCGACAGCAAAAAUAAAAUGUUUUAGAUAAUAUUGCGGGGUGUGUGUGUGUGUGUGUGUGUGUGUGUGUGUGAGAGACAGUAUUUUACAGCUGGUUAAAGGAUUAAUGCACUCUGAAUGUGAUGCCUCUAUAGCAUGCAUAGUCCCAAUGGCUUUAACCCCAACUCUCCCUCACUGUGUGUGUGUGUGUGUGUGUGUGUGUGUGUGUGUGUGUGUGUGUGUGUGUGUGUGUGUGUGUGUGUGUGUGUGUGUGUGUGUGUGAUCAAACUUCAACCAUGUCCCAUUUUUCAUUAUUAUUGUUAUUAUUAUUUUUAUUAUGUCCGCUGUAUUUAUUCCCGAAAGCUCAGGCAGCAUCACACACACGGAGGAUGAAACUGCUCCACACUGUGCUCUUAACACAAUUCGUUUGUACAUUUUGUUUCUUUUCUUUUACAUUAGAAGUCAUCAUGUGCUUUAUUAUUAUUUUUUUUUUCUUUCCCCCGUCGACAUCUCAUCUGCGAUUAUUUCCAUGCUGUAACACAAUCUGAGAAAUGGGCACCUGGGUCUCUUCUCUUCUCCAAUCCACUGAAAUCCAGUGUAAUUGUACUCGUAUUACGAUCAUGCUCGGGUGGAUGGAACGGUUUAUCGCACCAUUUUUUUCCUUUUUUUUUUUUUUUUGGGUCAGAUUUGUAUGUCUCGUUAAUCUCCUGCUUGUUCUUUUAUUUGUGCCUUUGAAUAUUAUUUGAGCUAUCAGGUAUUUUGCGAGGAAAUGGUAGCCUUUUUAGAGUCAAACCCUUAAAAAACUGUACGCUUUGUUUUUAUGAUUGUUAAUAAACCAUGCGCUGAAACUGA